CCAGUCGUGGAAAAACAAGACAUUUCAAAAAACAACUUUUCGCCGCUGAGAGGUAACGUCAUUCAAAAACCGCAAAAAGUGAACGGCCUCAAAAGAGCCUCCGUGAGUAAGCUGGUGAAUUUAAAGGACAAUUUGAACGGAUUACAGGAGAUUCAAACCGAUUUGGAGAUCGAAACCGCAAGGAUGGAGAAUUUCGAUGACCUUUCCAACGAUCAACUUCGGUUGAAGAUGCUGGAAUACGGCAUGCCUAAUAUGCCCAUAACGGCAACAACCCGGAAGUUGGUGGUCAAAAAGCUGAAAAAUUACGUCGAGAAUGCCAACAGCAAAACCCGUCGAGAUACGAUUCAUGUCACAAAGUUUUCCUCCGAUGAAGACACGGAUACAGCGGAAGAACCGAAGAAGGCCCCAAAGAAGGAAUCCAGUCGACGGGCCACCAUUGGAGGUUCUGCAGCCAAGUUGUCCAAAACUCUCCCAAUAGUGCCGGAUUUACCGCCACCGUCGAAAGCAACCUCGACAAAGUCUGAUAAAGCCGCCGAUCCCGUGCAGAAGCGCAGAUCCGGUAGAAUUACGCCGGUUCAAGGCAAAGACGAGGCUCCGACAGUGACCGCCCCGAAAGAACCGAUGAUUGUGGAAAAUUCCGACGACGAUGAGGAUGAAGAUAUGCUUCCGUUGGCUCAGCCGGUAAAUCGUCGGGACCGGAAGUCUAAAAGCCCAUCGUUAUCGCGUGCCGAAAUGGUCACCACUUCGUACAUUCAUCAGGUGGAAGUUGCCCCCAAGAAGACCAUAGUGGAGACAAUGGAAAUCGAUUUGACCGAGUCGACAGAUGACGUUUUGAUGGAGCCGGAGCCUGUCCCGGAACCCAAAAUACGGCCACAGGUUACCCCAUCGCGUGAAUCUCGUUAUAAUACAUCUUCCAGCACAGCCACCAGCAAGAGAACCACAAUUGCCGGAGGAUUUUCCACUACGACAUCAAAUCGCCCCAGCGAGCUCUCUACGUCUUUCGGACGCCCCUCCAUGUCUACCGUGUACUCUUCCCCCAGGACAGAAACGCGCCGCGAGGAAGCUAACUUGGAACCGACCGAUUCUCCCUAUUUGAGUGAGUUCACUAAGCGUCUGUCCCGGUUGAAGGCGGAAAACGCCCAACUGAACGCCGUCCGGGACCAUCCGAUCAGGCGUACGAUUGCAUCGAGCUAUGCUUCGACCCGGGGAUCCGAUGGGGACUACGUUUCAUCCCGGCUGGCAACGGUGCGCGGUCAGCGACCGGAUGAUGGCAAGAAGGAAGGCGAAAUCCGGGCAUCCAUUCGGCAGGUUAUCCUCUCGCUGGAUCAGAAGUACUCGAUCCGGAAGAUGUUCUACCUGCUGAUCGUGGCCAUGAUCGUAAUAUUCCUGUUUGUAUUUUUCUUCCUGUAAACGACGACGGUGGCCGGAAGGAGAUUUUGGUGUAAAUGGAGGAAGCUGUUUUGUGUAUUACGAGCGUUGUGUUUUAUUACUUGCCGCGUAAGGUUUAUGUGAAAUAUUUCAAUAUUGAAUAAAGUAAUUUUAGUCUUGCUAAUACUCCUAA
Molecule: messenger RNA, 1561 nt
Organism: Aedes aegypti (yellow fever mosquito)
Lineage: Eukaryota; Metazoa; Arthropoda; Insecta; Diptera; Culicidae
Product: otefin
Exons: 2
Coding region: 184-1410 (408 amino acids)
Source: RefSeq, a predicted model, not a curated record